CCUGUCCCUCUAUAAAAAGGCAAAGAGUAGCCCAGGAGCCAUCACAGACUCGGAGGAGACAGUCUCUGAGUGAAGCUCCUGCAACAACUGGCUGCUGAACCCAGGAGAGAAGGAUGAAGUUCGCUCUCCAUGCCGCGCUGUGCUUGGGGAUAUUGGUGCUCUGUCUUGCUGACCCUCCAGCCCAAAGUUCCGUCCGAUGGUGCACAAUAUCCGAUGCAGAGCAGAAGAAAUGUGUGGAAUUGAAGACGAAAAUGUCCUCAACCCCUUCAUUAGAAUGUGUGAAGAAACUAACUUACUCUGACUGCAUAAAAGCCAUUGGGGCAAAUGAAGCAGAUGCCAUAAGUCUGGAUGGUGGCCACAUUUUCGAAGCACACCUUGCCCCAUAUAAUCUGAAGCCUGUUGUGGCUGAGGUCCAUGGCACAGGAAAAGAUGCGGCCACCAGCUAUUAUGCUGUGGCAGUGGUGAAGAAAGGAACUGGCUUCACAAUAAGGGAACUUAAAGGGAAGAAAUCCUGCCACACAGGGUUAGACAGGUCUGCUGGCUGGGUCAUUCCCAUUGGGACCCUCUUGUACCAUCAAAUCCUAUCCUGGGAUAGAGCCACUCCUAUAACCCACGCUGUGGCCCAGUUUUUCUCAGCCAGCUGCGUCCCUGGUGCCCCUGCAAAUGAACCCAAUCUGUGCCGCUUAUGCCUUGGGACAGGUGCUCAAAAAUGUUCCCGUACUGGGCCUUAUUCUGGCUAUUCUGGAGCCUUUCAGUGUCUGAAAGAUGGAGCUGGAGAUGUAGCUUUUGUCAAACACACAACUGUUCUAGAAAAUGACCCAAGUGGGAAAGACGAGUAUGAGCUGCUGUGUGAAGAUGGUUCCCGGAAGCCUGUAGAUAAGUAUCAUGAGUGUCACUGGGCCAAAGUUGCUGCUCAUGCUGUUGUGGCUCGAAGUGUUGAUGGCCGGGCUGACGAGAUCUGGAGCUUCCUCUCUCAGGCAGAGGCAAAGUAUGGCAAGAACACAAAAGAGAGCUUCAAACUCUUCAGCUCACCUUAUGGGAAAGAUCUGCUUUUUAAGGACUCUGCUUCCACUUUUAUCCGUGUCCCUCGACUGAUGGAUUCCCAGUUCUAUCUGGGCUACCAGUACUGGGCUGCUAUUCAGAGUCUCAGGCCAGUUGCUUCCCUAGAAACUCCUGAAGCCCCUUUGAAAAAGGUGAAGUGGUGCACAAUAAGUAAGGAUGAGAAGGCCAAGUGUGAUGAAUGGAGUGCAGUGAGUGGAGGCAGCCUGGACUGUGCAGUGGCAGAAACAACAGAGGACUGCAUUGCCAAGAUAAUGAAAGGUGAUGCGGAUGCCAUAAGCUUGGAUGGAGGUCAUGUCUACACGGCUGGUACAUGUGGUUUGGUGCCAGUCAUGGGAGAAUACUAUGGGGAUGACAUUAAACGAUGCAAGAAUGAAGGAGCACCCGGAGAAACAUAUUAUGCCGUGGCUGUGGUGAAGAAAUCCAACCCCGGUAUCACCUGGAAGACCCUGCGUGAUAGGAAGUCUUGUCAUACAGCUGUUGGGAGAACUGCUGGCUGGAAUGUCCCCAUGGGCUUGAUUCACAAUGAAACCGGGAGUUGCAACUUUGAUAAGUUCUUCAGUAAAAGCUGUGCUCCUGGAUCUCCAGUUACCUCACCACUCUGCGACUUGUGUGUGGGCUCAGGCAGCACCCUCCCACCAAAUUACAGGUGUGCCGCCAACAGCAAUGAGAGAUACUAUGGAUACAGCGGGGCCUUCCGGUGCCUGGUUGAAAAGGGAGACGUGGCCUUUGUUAAGCACACCAUUGUCAGUGAGAACACCGAUGGACAUAAUGCUGCUGACUGGGCAAAGGGGCUGAAAAGUGACCAGUUCGAGUUGCUGUGCCGGGAUGGAAAGCGCGCCCGUCCUGAUGAAUACAAGAAAUGCCACCUGGCUCUAGUUCCUGCCCAUGCUGUGGUCACACGUCCAGACAGAGCAGCUGCUGUCCGUGACAUGCUGAUAAACCAACAGGAACUGUAUGGAAGCCAUGGAUCUCAGACAGCUAUUUUCCAGAUAUUUCAGUCUGAAACCAAGGACCUUUUAUUCAAGGAUUCCACCACGUGCCUGAUUCAACUCUCCAUAGGAACAACCUAUGAGCAGUUCCUGGGAAAAGACUACUUUGAUUCUGUCUCUAGUCUCAAUAAGUGCUCACCAUCAGAACUCCUCCAAGUCUGCAGCUUCAGGGUGAAAGGACACGUGGCUGCCAGCGCGGGGCAAGGGAUGGCGCCGGAGGGCGACCAGCGAAGCGGGCUGCAGCCUUACCUGGACUCGCUGCGGCAGGAGCUGCAGGCGCCGAAUGCGACCCUGCUCUCGGUGCUGCUGGCGCUGCUGGCCGUGGCCCUGACCCUGCUGGUUUGGAAACUUAUCCAGGGCAGGAAGAGCAGCCGGAGGACAGUGCUUCUGGUAGGCCUUUGUGACUCAGGAAAAACACUGCUGUUUGUCCGACUGUUAACAGGCACUUACCGAAACACCCAGACCUCCAUAACUGAUAGCUCUGCUGUUUACAGAGUCAGUAAUGACAAGGGCUCUAGUGUGACGCUGGUUGACCUCCCAGGCCAUGAGAGCUUGCGACUUCAGUUCUUGGAGAAGUUCAAAGCUACAGCUAGAGCGAUCGUGUUUGUCGUGGACAGCGUAGCGUUCCAGCGGGAGGUGAAGGAUGUGGCAGAGUUCCUGUACCAGGUCCUGACUGACUGCACCGUGCUGAAAAACACUCUGCCACUGCUGAUAGCCUGCAACAAGCAAGAUAUCACGAUGGCAAAAUCGGCCAAGCUUAUUCAGCAGCAGCUGGAGAAAGAACUCAACACCUUACGAGUGACUCGCUCAGCUGCCCCCAGCACCUUGGACGGCUCAGCCUCCAGUGGGACUGCUCAGCUGGGGAAGAAGGGCAAGGAGUUUGACUUCUCACAGCUGCCCAUGAAGGUGGAGCUGGUGGAGUGCAGCGCCAGAGGCAGCAAGGCGGAGGAAGGCAGUGCUGACAUCGAGGACUUGGAGAAAUGGCUGGCCAGGAUUGCCUGAAAGCUGGGCUGUGUGGGAGGCAGAAACUAUCAAAGGGGAAACUAAUGAUAAAGGCAUUUGGCAUCUGAUACAGAAGUACUGAUGGGAAGGAGUGGGGCCCAAAAUGUAAUCUUUCUAUGGAAAGAACUUCAGGCAUGCGCCAGCAGUAAAUGCACUGUUACCUGCACUGAGCUGGGUUUGAAUCAACCUGUGAACGUAUUUGCCACUGUGAUUUCCGCCAACUGCAGCCCUUCCUGUUCCUAUCUCAUGCUCCCCUUCUGGGAGGCUGCCUCUAGUGCUUGAGCUGCAGAGGGUUUAGAGUGGGGUUUCACUUGGGGUAAGGAGCCUCUGGUUGUCCCAGGCAGCCUCCAAACAGAUGGGAGGGUUAUAUUUGGAUAGCAGAAAUUAUUUCAAGAUUGGACUUUGCAGCCACUCCUGCUUUACCUUGGCAUCUCAGCCCUGGUGCCCAUGGUCGUUACUAAUAACCCUACUCAUGGUGUCUGAUUUCUUCUCCCAUUCCUGUCCUCUGUGAAUCGGGUACAGUGAGUUUGUGAUCUUUGUGCUGCCACAGCUAAAAUGUCCAAUUGCACAUGCUACCGGGAAAUCCCUGCCUGCUAUGGAAUGUACUAACGCUGCUUUCACAGGGGUUGGCCAGCCUCCUGCUGCUCCCCCCAUUCCCACCUCCCUUUCAAAAGGAACACACAGCCAGAUUGUCAGAUGUGCUCAGCACCCAUGUAAGCACCUAUAUGGAAGUGACCAGAUUGUCAGACAUGCAUAGUAGGGGCUGGAGAGUGCUGAGCACUUCUCAAGAUCUGGCCACUUCCAUGUGUGUGCUGAACUCUUGGAAAAUCUGACCCGGAUAGUAAAGGUGAUUGAUGAUCAUUGUGUACAUGGGGGCUGCUGUUCUAUUUGGCUCCAGUCCAGUCUUUGGUGCUGAUUUGCUUCUGCAGAGCACACAGUGCUAAGGAAGCUCAUGCAUUCCUGUACAUUACUUCUCAGGAGUGGUGUACAGUUUUAUAAUGUGAUCUUCAUAAAUGCACACAACAGUGUUUGUAACAAAAAUGGUUGGUCUAGGUUAAACUACUGGGAGGCCUGUAUGCCUGGGUCUGAAUAUAACCCACUUCUCCUUCCCAGGACUCCAACCUGAGUGCUGGAUUCACCUCUCUCCAUGCAGACAUGCCCCACUUUCAGCUCCGUUUUUUCUUGAGACAGGACAGCAGCUUGCUGGUGCUCAGGUUGUGCUCUGGAGCCACCUGUGCCUUUAGGAUCAGGAGCGCAGCACCCAUACGGAGGGAACAGAAACCAGAGUAAUCGGAAGUGAACAUGACUAGCUAGAUGGUGUCUCUCAUAUAGAGGCUUGGCUGCUUAUUUUAUGUGAUGGUGCCCUAAUCUCCUGGUGAAAUCCUGGCUCCUUUGAAGUCAGUGGGACUUUUGCCAUUGAUUUCAUUGGCUAGGAGUUCACCCUUGAUCUUUAACUGGGGCAGGGUCUGGAAUUACAGCUGAAUUUAGCAGACUCGCACAACGAAUAUGUAUUAAAACCCCAUUGAGGUGCGUGUUUCGCCUGUUUUUUGUCUUUCGGUUAGGCCCUCCUCCUGCAAACGUGCACGAAUGGGCUCACUCAGUUCAGUGAGGUUUGAAGAACAGAACUGUCCCCAUGUGGGAUCUGCAUGCGCCCCUGAGUCAGUGAUUUCGUAAGCAGAAUUUGACAUCAGAAUUGUCCUACAAUGAAUUGUGUUGUCACUUCAGUUGGACGAGGCUGUAGAAAGAGAGGUAGAGGUUGACUUUUAAAGGCAUUUUUUCCUUGUUUACCGAUAAAGUCAGUGAUUGUCAUAGGAGCCAGGAAUAGCUGCACAGAGGGCCUAAGAUCAGUUUACUGACAUGAUGGGGAGCAGACUUUGCAGUUUAGGUGUUUCUGAUGAAGGUUCUUGAUGACGAAGGGGAAAGCAUUGGAGUUUCCCAGUUCUUGUUACGUUUGUCCCCUGUAAUGUUUAAAGCCAAGGGAUCUGUUGUGGUCGCCAGAUGCGGUGCCCUGUUGUGUGUUACAAGUAUUAUGCUUAAUUUUGCAAAGGAACAAUUCAGUAGCAGUCUGCUUCUUCCUGCAGAUGUACUCAGCCUAUUGGGGUCUAGUCCAGGACCUGUUGGAGUCUGACUUUAGCGCACAUUGGAUCAGGUCUAAGAGCUCUUUCCAAAGGUGGAAAGAAUGAACUGACUGACCUUGGGAGAGAUUCCACAAACAAGCCUGCAGGGUGUUAGCAGCAGAAGCCGGGGGGGGGAGGGGAGGGGAAGGUGGUGGCAAACUGUCUGUUGGUUGCAGUGCUGCUGUGUCUUAAUGGGCUGGCUGAGGAGAUAACAUCCUCUUGGUGACCUUUUCCAAUGGUUUUCUUCACUCACAAUGGGGCUCUGGCAGUGAGCAUUGUCUGUGCCUCCAGCGGAGUCUUCCAGCAGAGCUCACUGCAGGCUCAGCUGGGGGAAUCCUUUGUGAUGCUGGAUUGUUCAUCUUGCCUCUGCUUCCUUAAUAGGAACCUUCUCUGCAAAGAGGUGCUCACUGACCAGAGGCCACCUGCUGCUAAUAGGCUUGUGGUCUGCUGACUGUUGCCUCCCUGCGGUAUCUGCUGAAGAGAGCAGCUGCUGGUACACAGGAAAUGCCGUCGCUGGGUUUUCUUUGUGGCAGGAUUUGGCAUUAUCUAUAACCCAGCCAGUCUCUUAGUCUAGAAGGUGGGAGAGAGGUGGUGGCUGGUCCUCUGGUUGGCUGUGUUGGUAAGAAUUCAGUAUUUGAACUUUGCUCCUGGCAAAUCUUGUUCCUUCCCCUACUUUCAGCCUGAUGUUCUCUGUGGACCCCUUCUUGCCAGGUCAAGCAAUACACGACAGAGUAUCUUCUGUCAAAGGUUACAUUCUGUAUCCACAUAUUCUGUUCUCUGACGUCUGUACGCUCUGCUCUCCUUAGCACUAACGGAUGUAUAAAGCUGUGCAGCAAGAGCAGAUCGACUUGUGCUACUCCCGUCAAUUGGAGAAAGGUGGUUUGUUUGCAAACAGCAUCUUUUCUUGAAGAGAAGUGAAUGUCUGAGCUGGGCUUUGCAUCCAAAACUGCCAAAUCGGUGGGACCAGAUGAAUCUUCUCAAAACGGUAUGACCAGCCCUGUUCAUUGCAGCAGCAGUUGGGAGGAUUAAAUAUACUGCUAACACUUGGUGUCAGUGGAGGAGUGAGGGGGUGGCAUGCUGAACUGCUCCUCCUUUGCUCCCCCUACCCCUUCCCAUGGCUCCUAUUUGAGUUGGGAAUGCUAAGACAGUACACUUUCCAAUGCCUCUUUGAGAGACAGGUCCUUCCCAGGCUGCUCUGGUUUAAAAACCUGUCCUUGGGCCGAGAGAGGAGCCAAGCUGGACGUUCACUAGCCAAAUGAUUUUUGCGUUAAGGAUGUUGUGCUCUUCAAUUUCAAAGCAUAAACUUUUCAGCAGCAGAAUGUUACUGGAGCUAUGUCACCAGUCACAUUUUUGAAUUUAGUUAGCCAGGGCAAUUGUCUGAUCUGGUCAGUCUGUACCCGCAAUGCUGAAGUGAGGAAUGAAGAACUUACCCUUUUUUUUUUUUUUUUUUUUUCCCCUUUUUGCUACCAGCAGCUGCCUUCUUGAGACGCCCCAGCCUACAGGGGUGAGGACCUAGGAGCCUGUUUUUGCUUUUAAAUUAUUCUUGGUAAAUGUGGUUACUUAAAUAAAGAAGUUUGGCUACA
Messenger RNA from Mauremys mutica (yellowpond turtle), 6753 nucleotides. RefSeq names its product ovotransferrin-like. NCBI's taxonomy places the organism in Eukaryota, Metazoa, Chordata, Testudines, Geoemydidae. Gene Ontology annotation, biological process: iron ion transport; antibacterial humoral response. The coding region runs from base 114 to 3053 and encodes 979 amino acids. The record is from RefSeq and is a predicted model, not a curated record. Gene Ontology annotation, cellular component: extracellular region; plasma membrane; early endosome. The transcript is spliced from 25 exons.